Plasmodium relictum is the source of this 3123-nucleotide messenger RNA. RefSeq names its product conserved Plasmodium protein, unknown function. The record is from RefSeq and is a predicted model, not a curated record. NCBI's taxonomy places the organism in Eukaryota, Apicomplexa, Aconoidasida, Haemosporida, Plasmodiidae. The transcript is spliced from 3 exons. The coding region runs from base 1 to 3123 and encodes 1040 amino acids.
AUGAAUAUAUCAAAUGACUUGACAAGUAAUGAUUCAAGUGAACAAAAUGAAAGUGAUAAUGAUGAGAAUGAUGAAAAUGUUAAUAAAAUAAAUGAAUUUAUUGAAAAACUAGACAUUCUAAACAAUAAUUAUGAUUUAAAAAUAAAAUUAAAUAAGCAAAAGGAAAAUGAAAAUUAUGUUAAUAAUAUUGAUAACAUAAAUAUAUACAUAAAAAAACACGAAUCAUUUAAAAAAAAGUUAAAUGAAAUAAAUAACUUUUUUAAGAAAAAAUGCAACUAUGACGCUUUUUCAAGAAUUGAAAAGGUUUAUGUAACAGUAUCUAAUAUAAAUUCAUCGUAUGAAUUUAUUUCUCUGAAAAUAAAAAUUCAAGAUUAUAUAAAAAAUAUAGAAAGAAAUAUAAAAAAUAAUUAUAUAAACACUAUACCUUAUAUAAAUUUGUUUUUAGAAAUAAGAAAAAAAAUACAUAAAUAUAGCUCCUUGUAUUUUUUUAAUUUAAAGAAUGAAAAAUAUGAUUGUAAAAAUUUAAAUUUUUUAAAAAAAGAGGAAGCAAUAAUUGAAAAUGAUAUAAUUGAUUAUAUCAAUCAUAAAAAAACAUUUACUUCUCAGAAUAUUUCUAAUAAAAAAAAUGAACAUGCUGAAGCGUAUAAACGAAUAUAUGAAAUGGAUAAAGAAAAAAUUAAUUUACUUAACAAAUACUAUAAUAACGUAAAAUGCAUAAUUGAAGAAGAGAUAAAUGAAUAUAUUAAAAAAAAAGAUAUCGAUAAUAUAAAAAAAAAAUUAAAUAUUUACAUAAGCUUGUUUCAAAAACAAGAAAAAGGACAUUCAGAAGAUAAAACAUGUAAUAGUAGUAUAAAUUCCCCUCAAGAAAAUGAGAGUGAAGAAGAAAUAAGAAAUAAUGAAAAUGAAGAUGAUUCUAAUGGUAGUACUACGGAUAAUAAAGAAUACAUCAGUAAAGAAAACACCAAAAAUUAUAAAAAAGAAAAAAAAAAUAUAAAUAAAAAAAUUAUUUCGGAGAAUAAAGAUAACUUAUCAAUUAGUAAAUUAGAAUGCUCACAAAAUAUAAUUGAUAAUUUAGAUGAAAAUAAUAAAUCUAAUAUUGAUGACAUAAAAAAUAAGAAAAAGGAAGAAUCAAAAAUAAUUAACAACUUAGAUGAUUAUAUAAUAUAUUUUGAUGAGUAUUUAUAUAUUUGUUAUAUUACUAUUGCUUUAGUAGAAAUUGAAAUUGAUAAACUUUUAGAUUUAUUAAAUAGUAAAAUUAUGAGCCAAGAAGAUAAUGUAUAUAUUGAAUGCAUAAAAAAUACUUACAGUUGUUUAUUUAAAUAUAAUAAUUUUUUUGAAAAUUUGGUUCAUGAUCAUAUUGUAUAUAUAAUUUAUAAUAGAAAGAUAGAAUUAAUUUUUAACAAAGUCAUUAAUAUAAUAUUUAAGCAAUUUUUUUCACAAGUUAAAUUAUCUAUUGAAAAUUUUGAUGAAUUAAAUAAUUACGAUAAAAAUAUAGAAAUACUAUCAUUGUUAUGUUAUAAUUUUCUUAACAUCAAAAAAUUUCUUUAUGAUUUAUCAUUUAAAAAGUUUGAAAAAGUUAAUAAUAUUUUUGAUUUUAAAAAUUACAUAAAUACAAAUAUAUUUUCAAUUGAAAAUUGUUUAUAUAAAAACUUACCAUAUAUAAAUUUAAUUCAAGAUGCAAUUUGUUCAUAUAUUGACAACGAAAUAUUAUUUUCAAAACAUUGUAUAGAUAAAGCUUUUAUAUUAACAGAUGAUAUAAUGUUAUCACUAAUUGAUGAUGAUAAUAAAGACUUCAAAUUUGAUGAAAAUUUCAAUUUCGAUAAUAUAAUAAAUAAUAACGAAUUUACAUCGACUUUAUUGGAAGAUGCCUUUUAUAUUUUUCAGAAGUGCAUGUGCAGAAGUAUAAAUAUGAAUGAUAUUAAUACUAUAUGUGUUUUAAUAAAUAACAUUAUGAUUGUUCUAUCUACAACAUUGAAAGAUUAUUUAAAAGAAAAUGUUAAAAUUAGCAAGAAUAUUUAUUCUUCUUUUAUUCAUGAUAUAAACAAUUUGAAAAAAUUUUCCUUUACUAAUUUAUUAAACAGUAUUGAUAAAAAUAAUUAUUUUGAAGAUAAUAAUACCAAUAAAACUAUAGUAUUGGCUCAAAAUUUUGUAAAUACAUUUAGCUACAUUAACAAUGAAAAUAAUAAAAUAAGUAACACAGUAAGCAAUUUAAGUAAAAGUAGUUUUUCUAAAGAUAAUAUUUCAUUUAAUAAUAAUAACAAUAACCAAACGAAAAACAUUUACAAUUUUUUAACAUCAAAUCAUUAUGAGAAUUUAUUUAAUCCUUUAAUACCUAACCAAAAUAUAAAAAAUCAAAUUAUUAAUUCAAAAUUUAGUUAUCCACAUUGCAUAAAUAAUAUUGAUUCAUGUUAUCAGUAUAUUCAAAAGUAUAAAAUAUUCAUUAAUGAUUAUUUUACAGAACAAUUUUUGCAGAACAAUAAAGAAAAAAAGGAAGUGCAAAAUUAUAUACUUAUGUUUAAUAAUUCACUAGCAAAUUAUGAUAACUUAUUAAAAGAUUAUGAAAAAUUAAACAUUGAGAAUUGUAAGGUUUUAUUAAAUAUUUUAAAAAUACAUUUUAUUAAUCAAUUAGUGUUAAUUGAAGAGAUAAACUUUGAUAUAACAAAUGAGCAGUAUUCAUAUUAUCAAUUGAACGAUCCUUAUAUAAAUAAUUUAAUAAAUAGAAUAAAAUUAAUUUUGCAUCAUAUAUCUUUAUAUUUUAACCAAAAUAUUUUUCAUAUAUGUAUCCAUUUAUUAGCAGAAAAGAUAUGUAAGUACAUUGAAAGAAUUAUUAAAAAAAAAAAGUUUAAUUUAUAUGGUUGUGUACAAAUUGAUAAUGAUAUAAGAAAUUUGAUGUUAUUUUUUACUUCUUUAACAAGUAUUAAUGUUAAAAAAGAGUUUUCAAAACUAUUUGAUAUAUGCGAAUUAUUGAAUAUAAGUGAUUUACAGGAUUUUAAAGAUUUAUAUGACGAAAAUAAAAGCAGUUUGAAUUCAAAUGAAAUUGAAAAUAUUUUAUCACUAAGAAAUGAUAUUUCCGAAGAACUAUUAAAGUCUAUUAAAUUAUACAUCAAUUCAAAAAUAAAAUAA